Messenger RNA from Actinia tenebrosa (Australian red waratah sea anemone), 8475 nucleotides. RefSeq lists its product as uncharacterized. Gene Ontology annotation, cellular component: cell-cell junction. Gene Ontology annotation, biological process: signal transduction. The record is from RefSeq and is a predicted model, not a curated record. Gene Ontology annotation, molecular function: protein binding. NCBI's taxonomy places the organism in Eukaryota, Metazoa, Cnidaria, Anthozoa, Actiniaria, Actiniidae.
UGUAGUGUUGGAUGUCCGUAAAAAAAUGGCGGUUUAAAGACCAGAAUUAGGACAGCUAAARUAACCCAAAAAUCUCGCUCAAAACUUACAUAAAUUGUACUAGAAUUGUUAUGAUUCGAUCCUACAGAUAACAGAGCACAAUUCGAGGGGAUUUUGGACAAAAUGGCAGAGAUUAGAACGAAAUCAGAGGAAAGAGAGUAUCGUCGGAGAUUGAUAGCGGAUUGGAAUGCCAGUCGUUUGGAUAUCUUCGCCAUCAGUGAACCGACUGAGGAUCUGGAGUAUCGAGGUGUUAUGCGAUUUUUUUUCCAAGACUCCGGCUCGAAAGUCGCCACAAAAUGCGUUCGAUUCACGAACAGAGACAACACGCAAGAAGUGACUAAAGUUCUAGUCGAAAAGUUUCAUCCUGACAUGAAAAUGCUGUCAAAUCCGACUUACUCUUUAUAUGAAGUUCAUCCAAAUGGAGAUGCACGAAAACUGCGGAUGGAUGAGUACCCACUUCAAAUACAACUAGAGUGGCAACUUGGUGACCGAGAAGGACGCUUUCUUUUGAAAAGCGAUAGCGAUAAAAUAGUUCACUCCAACUUGUUUGAUGUGAAGUCAUCAGACAAGGCUGUUCCGCAGGAAGGGACAGCGGUGCAGAACCUUAAGCGAAGACUCUCAAAACGAGAGAAAAAACAGCUGAAAAAACAAAGAGAAGAAGCCAAGAAAGCUGCUGAGAAAUCUGGCAAAGACGACAACCAAAUCGCUCAACAUCUUUACGAUGAACUACCUGAGACAAGUUUCACGCGAAGCAUAUCGAAUCCAGAAGCCGUUAUGCGACGCCGAAGACAGCAGAAGUUAGAAAAAAGAUUGAAAGACUUCCAGAGCAAAGACAGCCCCGCAGGAGGGACGCUAAAGAUUUUUGCGAACACUCUGAAACCAGAGAUCCCUUAUAAAACAUUAUUAGUAUCAGUGGAUGAUACGACAACACAUGUGAUUAAGGAGGCUCUGAUAAAAUACCAGAUGGAGAAAGAAGAUCCAGAAGAGUAUUGUCUAGUGAUGGUUAAUAUUCCCGCAGAAGGGACAAACACUAGCGCAACUCUAGGGAAAGAAAGAGUCGUACAUGAUGAUGAUUGCCCACUGAAAAUAGCAGUCACAUGGCCUUCUAAUAGAGGGACUGUUGUUUUUCAUCUACGAAGACGUGCGAACUUGCCUCAGCACAGGCGAGACAAGAGGAGGUCAAAGUCUCCGGUGAGAAAGCCCAUGGAUUUAUCCCCUGAUAAAACUGUUGCCGAGAGACUGGCAAACGCUGCUUAUCCAGAUCAUCUUCUUCCAUACCUACUUGAGCUGUCAUCGGAUGGUAACGAUUUAGAUUACAAACCACGAAUGCAUCGCCUUCAAAUGAUUGCAACGGAAGUAGGCAGCGAGAAGACGUUCGCUUCUGGAGGCAAUUAUCUACAUUUAUAUGCUCCUCACAUCCUGCCCCGGCAUUGUGUCAUCACUAACAUGGACGGGCGAGUGUCAGUGACUCCAAGCAGUGGCGACGCAGAGGUUUUAGUCAAUGGAAAGAGGAUCUAUGAGACGACGCAGCUACAACAUGGAGAUGUUGUKAAGAUAGGACGAUCGCACACGUUCAGGUUCUGUGAUCCUGCGUAUGAACCACAAAGGCACAGCGCGCCGGUCUAUGGCGACAAUGGGAGUAUUAGCAGUAAUAGUGAUAUAGAUGUGCAGAGGAAACCGAGGCCACAGUCGCUAGGUUCUGCUCUACCAAGUCAMCAUAGCAACAGUUACCAUAACAACCACAUCAAUGACAAUGUUGAUGUAGACACGGACGAGCAUCCAGAGGGAAUGUUUGAGACCACGUUUGAUGUGAGCGGAGAAGUGUUGACGUACACUGGGGGACAGAGGGAGACCGAGCCUUACACAUACAGUAAACCACCCGAUUCCCCCAUCAAGAGAUCCUUCAGUAACGAAGACAUAUACGACGACAAGCUUCCUGCAACGUUGGAAUUCCGCGAGAACGGAGAGGACGCUUUCUUUGCUGCCGUCAUCAGCGAAGUGAACGGUCUCGCUGUUCAUUUCAAGCUGGCACCGACCUACACUCUUUACAUGUGUUCACGGUACCGUCUGUCGCCUCAUUACAGAUCUGACCUGAUGGAGCAUCAGCGAGGUGAACGUCUUGGAGUUACGAUACUCAAGAUUGCCAACAUGGCCCGUUCUACUAUCAGGGAAAAUGCAGAUAUGCCAGGAAGCCUUGCAUUCUGGAUGGCCAACUGUUCUGAAUUCCUUCACUUCAUMAAACAAGACGUAGACAUCUCACCGUACACUAAGGACGGUCAACAAGUCUUGGCUCARUCAGUKCAGUURGCCUUYCGCCACCUUGUUCUCUGUGUCCAACACGAGCUACGAACCAGCAUGUCUGCAUUCCUGGACCCGACAGACGAAGCAGAUAUGGAAGAAAGUGACCUGGACUCGAUGAAUGACAGCGAUAACGAUCACGUUGGAAUGCCGGCUGAUGGAAGGAGCUUCCGCGUGCAGAACAAAUAUGGCCAAGAUGGAAGACCUUUGUCUGGAGCAGAUAGCUGGUUUGGAGGACGUCGAGUCCUCGCCCGAGCCACCGUAUCAGAGGUCAUCUACAACCUCACCUCAACCAUGUCCCUUCUUCGUCGCUGUCGAGUCAACGCAGCCCUAACAAUCCAAGUCUUCUCGCAGCUCUUCCAUUUUAUCAACAUGUGGCUUUUCAACAAGCUCGUUUUAGAGCCCAAGCUUGAUCUCUGUACACGAGAAUGGGGCAGGCGCAUUAGCAAAAGACUCGCCCGUGUAGAAAAAUGGGCCGAGAAGCAAGGACUGGAGUUGGCUGCGGACUGUCAUCUCUGUCGAAUUGCACAGGCUGCUCAUCUUCUUCAAGCACCAAAGAACUCGUCAGCUGACAUCAAUGCCAUCUCUUCGUCGUGUUUCAAGCUCAACUCUCUUCAGAUAAAAACCCUUCUGGAAAACUACAGACCAGCUCCUGAUGAGUACUUGUCACAGGACCACAUUGAACUCUUAGUCGCCACAGCAGAAGAAAAAGCUGACGAAGUUGCCCGUAGCAACGGUCAAGAAAUCCAGCGAGAAGAGGAGACGGAACUCCAGCUCCCAUUCCUUCUCCCGGAAGAUGGUUAUUCGUGUGAUGUUAUACGGGGUGUCCCGCCAGGACUUCRGGGCUUCCUCGAGCCGCUUGCAAAUACAGGUCUUUGUAGGCUGACAAUACAACCUGAGACCUCUGGGCUGUGGACUGUCUAUCAGAGGAAACAUAUGGAAUCAAGUGUGGAUGUGCCUGCAACCAUUACACCUGAUAUCCAAGAAGUCUCGUUCAACAAAGGCCGUGGUGGUAUGGGACUGAGCAUUGUUGCAGCAAAGGGCAUUCGUCAAGACAAGCUCGGUAUAUACAUUAAACAAGUUGUCAAGGAUGGUCCUGCUUCAAAGGAUGGCAGACUGCAAGCUGGAGAUCAGAUCUUGUCAGUUAAUGGAGAAAGUCUUGUGGGAGUCACACAAGAAAGGGCUGCAGAGGUCAUGGUGAAAUCUGGAUCCAUCGUCACCCUGAAGAUUGUAAAGCAGGGUGCGAUAUAUCAUGGACUUGCAACCAUGCUYAUCCAACAGUCACCAAAUAGAGAAACGGCACCCGCACCGAGGAAACUAACCCCUGUUGAACCUGAACCAGAGCCAAUGCAGCUAUCGCCAACAUUACCAGAAAAUGACAUUCGUUCUUCGGGGCGAUGGCUGUCCGAUUCCUAUGCAAAUGAGUCGGCUCGUCAGCUGGAAGACGAAGAGAGCAUGCGCGAUGAAAGCUGGAGGCAGAAAGAAGAGGAAAGUAGACGCGGUAAAGAAGAACAAGAAAGGAUGUUUGAAGAAAGAAGGAGACGAGAGGAUGAGGAAAGAAUGAGACGAGAAAAUGAAGAAAGAAUGAGACGAGAAGCUGAAGAAGACAGAAUCAGACAAGAGGAGGAGGACAGAAUCCGGGAAGAGGAAGAAGAAAGAAUGCGAUCGGAGGAAGAAGAGAGAAUCAGGCGAGAAGAGGAAGACCGACUCUAYGAGGAAAGACUUAAAAAAGAAGAAGAAGAAAAGCGAUUGUAUGAAGAAAGACGAAGAAAAGAGGAGGAAGACAAACGGGYUCUACGAAUACGCCAAGAAAAGCAGGAAGAAGAAAGAAGAAGAAGAGAAGAAGAAGAAGAUGAGAAGUUCCGUGUUCAGGAGGAAUGGAUACGCAAACGUAUGGAGGAAGAAAGAAGAAUCAUUGAGGAAGAGAGGCGGAAGCUUGCAGAAGAAAGACGACUCCUGGAAGAGGAAAGAAAGAAGGAAGAUGAAAGAAAACGAACUGAAAAACAAAGACUCGUUGAGGAGGAACGAAGGCUAGCUGAAGAGAAACAAAUGAUCGAAGAAGAACGCAAAAGAGUUUUAAGUCAGAAAAAAGCUGAGGAMGAAACUCGACGACUCCAAGAAGAACAAAGGGCUUUAAUGGCGCAACGAAGACUCGUUGAAGAAGAACGAGAAAUGGCGGAACAACGAAGACACGAAGAAAUGGAAGAACRACGUAGACAYGAAGAGAUGGAAGAACUGCGAAGGCGCGAAGAGAURAGAAAACGAGAAGAGUACCGACGAAUGGAGGACCAACGACGKCUCGCCGAAGAACGAAGACGUUCCGAAGAAGAAGAAAGACUCCGACCAAUGGAAAACAAACAGCGAACGCGUAAAAUUCGUUUUGAAGAUGAAGUAAUAGCUGCUGAAAAUGCCCCCAAGGUUGAAACGGUACAACAAAGUCGAUCUUCCCCGCAACCAAUCGAAACUAAACCCGAGAAAGAAAUAUUCAAGCCUAAACUGAAGGCAACCGUCGAGGCAGAAAAGCCAGAGAUUACUCCUAUUAGUAAAAAACCAAARGAUGAAUACUAUGAGGAGGAACCCGUCGUUAUACGUGGCAAGCUAAGUGAAGAAGAUAUGUCUACUAUGGAUGCCGCAUUUGAAAGACUCGAUGAAGAAAGUAAAGAUGUAAGACCAAGCUCGUUGAACAUUCCUCGGCCGGGGAACAAACAGCCAAUCGCUGAAGAACCUCCGACGAGCCCUAUCAGAGUUCACAGCCGCGAUACUCGAUAUGGUCGAGCCAUCGUUAUCAAGCAGGGAAUGCUACCAACUGCACGCCCAACUUCGUCACAAAAUAAAACGAACUUUGACUAUGAAAGUGUUGCUCAGAAUUUAAAGUCAAUCGAUCAAAAUAGAAGACAAAAGCAAGAUGUUAACAAUGAGGAUGAAUUCGARCGCUGGCAGAAAAGACAACGAGAAGUCGCCGAGCAGCGAGAACGUGAAGCGGAAGAAAGGAAUCGAUUAGGCAGAGAGCAAGAAGAAACAAGGCAACGUGAACAACGCGAUCGUGAGCAGCGAGAAAGAGAACAACGUGAACGCGAACAACGUGAACGCGAACAACGUGAACGCGAACAACGGGAACGCGAACAACGGGAACGUGAACAACGUGAACUCGAGCAACGUGAACGCGAACAACGGGAACGUGAAAAACGUGAAGGCGAGCAACGUGAACGCGAGGAACUCGAACGUCAGCGUCUUGAAAGAGAACGACUGGAGCGAGAAAGAAAAGAAUAUCUCGAGCAACAAAGAAAAGAACAAGAAGAAAGAGAAAAAUCUGAAUUAGAGAAGAARCGAUCUGUGGAAGAGAACAAGAAACAAGAAGAAGCCAAGGAAAAAAAACGCGUCAUUGAGAUAGAACGUAAAAUGCUUUCUUCCACCAGCAAGGGAAGCAAAGAAACUCUGGAUUACAUAGAAGCAAUGAAUGAAGAAGAAGUUGAGCGUGAAUUCCAACGUCGCCUCGAAGCGGAUAGAAAGCGACGAAGUCUUGACAGGACUCACGAGGACAGAAGAGCAGGGGGGUUGGUGUCGGUGACUCGUGUUACUUAUCAUCCAGAGCGCGAUGAUCAAAGCGAAAGAGAUCGAAAACUACAGAUGAUUAUCCAAGAAAGAAAGGAACUAGAACGAGARAGGAAGGAAUCUGAUAGGCGCGUUGUUUUCGAAGGAGAAAGAGAAAAACAAAAAGAGAUGCAAAGGCGACAGCAAGARGAGAACGAACGUCAACAAGAGGAUUGGUUAAGACAGCAGAGAGAGAAGCAUGAGCAGGCGCGUCGUGAACAAGGRCGUCUUCGAAUGGAUAGAAAAUCCCAGGAAGACGAGGACAUCAUGAAAAAGCGAAGUGAGCUUCAGCAAAAGAGAGAACAAGAGGAUGUAGUUCGAAUGAACAUCCAACGAAUACGAGAAGAAGCAGAACGAAAGAUGGAGGAGGAACACAAGCAACAAAGGUUGGAACAGGAGCGCGAGUUGCAGAGAAAAYUGGAGGAACAGAAAAUAUUGAUCGAGAAAGAAGGCGAAGCUCGCARGCAGCUGCAGGAAGAACAAAGAAUGAGGUCUGCGCGCGGGAGUACAGGGGAACCUGACCACGUUAUUGAGCUAAAGGAAAGAGCYCUUAAAGACUACGARCGACGACGAAUGCUUAUCGAUCAAGAAAUUAACCGACAGCGUGYCGAAGGGCGGUAUCAGGAACAGCUUCGUCAGACGGCGAUGGAAGAAGUCAAGACGAAGUUCGAUCAGCAACCCAAGCCUGUGUCUGUAUUAAAGACAUCCAAUGGGACCAAACCUAAAAAACAGGUGUCAUUCUCGAACUUGUCUACCGAGUUUCACGAGCCAGCUUCUCCUACUUACGUCGUGGAGUCUCCGUCUGGCUAUACUGCUAAGAUUACRCCAGCUGCUAGUGUACGGCUYGUUCAGACUCGACCUCCAGCAGAUUUGGAUUCUCCACCAAUCCCGCGCCCUCCACCUCCAGAUGACGAUGAUUACGAUGACUACGAUCCCCCGCCACUUCCUCCUCCACCACCCCCUGAGGAACUCCUUGACGAUGACCAGUUUCCACCCCCACCAAGAACAUURUUCAAUGACAGAUCGUCCAGUUCUUCAAGCAUGAGCUCCAGCGAYCCAAGAUCUCCGGUAGAUCACAACUCACGUGACUACAGCGACGUCUUUCCGGCAGAUUAUCCAUAUCCUCCMAACAGCCAUCAGUUYAAAAACACUGUAUCCAGUUACGGGACAUACCCACGUGCGGCACGGCCCGUGUCCUAUCCCACGCCAGCCGACCUAGAUAAUUUACAAUUCAAUGACUCUGUUAGAUACGGUGGCUCCAAUAAUAAUAUCAGUGGGUUUAAUUCAUCMAGCGGUAUCCGUGAAACUCAGUCGCUUGGUAGAAUAACUAGUACCGAUUCCUCCGCGUUCGAGGCUAACCGAGUUCGAAUGGAACGAAUAUCUUURACGGACGAUACAAGGAAGGAACCUCCACCCGUUGCUAAGAAACCAGAGAAAUUAGGAUUUAAGGAAAAAAUGAAAAUGUUUAACGAUGAUGGAACGCCGAARAGUCGAGUUACAGUUUCUAGAUGGGAACGACAACAAAUGGACGUGAAUGGUGAUGUCAGUUAUACUUAACGAAAUUGGUGUUCCUCAAGGCUCGUCGCCCGGACCCAAUAGAACAGAGCAAAACGGUCAAAGCUGAUAUCGUUUAAAGUUAUUUUGGAGAAGUGGUGUUCCUCAAGGCUCAGUGCUGGGUCCCAUUUCAAAACAGGAAAUUUUAACGUAAAUAAGCCCGAGUUUCCAUCUAAGGGCUUCAUGCAUCACGUCUUUCAUGAAAGYUGUGUCUUAUCAUUUUUAAUAUCAACAAAGGUCUUGCUUGAAUAUCUAGUCUAAGCUAAAAGAAUUGUCAUUCAAUUCAUACAAAACAAUUAUUUUUCUUGCGUAUUAUAUCCCGAAGAUUAUGUCUUCAGUCUAGUUAUGUGAUAAUUCACAAUAACCUUCAGCAUUUGUGAAAAAUGGCUUUCAAAGUAACGACCAUUAGAGCGAGGAAAGCUGGUCUUAAAUUAAACACCGUGGGCUUAAGUAUAUCCUUUGCAUCAUAAUUAUUAUCCAGUAUACAAAAUUAUCUUAACAAAAAGAAACAUUCCACAAAUGGCUUCAAAAAGUGGAUCAAAUAGUAACAUUCGCUUCGAAAAAAUAGGUUUUAUCAUUUUAGAUUUGUAUCGACAAAUACGUAUACAAUUUAUAUUGCAUUUCAAAUUUGAUUUUUUUUUAAUCCGAUUAAAUUUCACUGAAAGCUUCCAUCAGUUUUUGACUCUGAAAUAUUCAAUUUCUAUUAAUACUCUAGUUUUAUUUCAAUAAAAUAGUUAUCAGAUUUGGCUUAUACUCUGGGUAGGGUUCCAGAGCCCUCUCGGUCGUGAGUUAUUGCGAAUGAGCACUGGAGCGAGAGAGCCRCAGGAACCCCACCCACGGUAGUUUUGGCUUUAAAUAUCGGUUUUGUUAGGGAAUAGGAUUUGUAAGCUUAAUAUUAAUGUAAAUAGUUUGUGCAAAGACAUGGAAUAUUUGUAAGAACACUGUACAGACAGCCAAUAACACUGUAGUUUGAAUAAAAUACGUUUCCUUAAA